CCCAUUUUUUAAACAAUGCUUGAAUGAAAAUUGUAUAGUGAAAUUGCUGAUUUUUUUUCAGUGUAAAGAGUUUUUAUAAAAAUAACAGUACAGCAAACAAAGUAUUCCUCUCUUAGUUUUGACCACAUCUUUCCCAGCUAUUUGUUGGAGUAACAUUUUUAUUGAUAUUGUUAGUUUCUCCACUUCUCUGUUCAUAAUUUAUCACCUAUUUCCUGAAGCGUUAAAAACAAUAAUGCAGAUCUGUUAUGAAGACAUUUUUGUUGGAAUCAAUCAAAGAUAGUCAAUUGUGAUUAAUAGUACAAGUCUUUUUUAUUUUCAAAGAAACUUCCAAAGGCUACUCUAAUACUUUUUAAAAAUCUAAAUCUAAAUAAAUAGUAGCAGUAGAAGUUUUGUAAUUAUUAAAUUUUACGUAAUAGAACAUUUUCAGUUGAAUUAUUUAUUUAAUAUUUUAGUUAGGAAAAGUCCUUAAAUUUUGGGUGACUCUAAUUUUGAUUGCUAAGUGAUGAAAAAAAAAACAUAUGUAGUUUGUUGUGAACUGCUAAAAUUUUUGCAGACUUUCUGUUCACCCUAAUAGGCCGGUUGGUAGAUGAAUUUAAUGCUAUAAUUAAUCAUAAUAUGACAUAAUAACAUGAAAAUAAAGUCAAGUUAUUUGUUACUUGAUCUAUUAAAACACUGGGGGUAGUAAAUUUUCUUCAUUGCUUUAAAUUUGCUAGUACUUUGCUAACUUUUUGUCUCGUUAUUAUCGUUUAUAUUUUCUCAUAAUUGAUACAUGUUUAUAAAUAGAAAGUUGAAUGAUACAACUGGCUAUAAUCCUGCAAAAAAAGACAAUAGAGUGAAAUGGUAAGUAUUUUUUAAAUCAAAAUUGAAAACAUAUACAUAUGUUAAACUUCCAAAUACAGUACACCAGGGAUACUAUUAAUAUUCAUGUUUUUUGCAUAUAGUAACAUGCACAGAAUAUUUUCUCUUUACUCCACCAUUCCUAAAUGUCCUACGAAAAUAAACCUAGCGCUCUUGGUUGCGUCGAUUGUCUCGAGAGUAUUAGAUUAUUAACAGUAGUUCUUUCUCUAGGAAGCUUAUAUAAAAUAAUAUAUAAUAAAUAAAAAUAUAUAAGAAGCGAAAGGGGAUGAAAUUGCCAACGAAGGGGUGCAAAUCCUUUGUAUCUGUAUUUGGUUUUAUACUGGGAGUUCAGUACCAAAAUUUCUAAUUUUACUGCGCGUAUAGUCUUCAUUUCUGCGCUGCAAUGCAAAAUUAAGAAUAUUAUACUUUAAUGGUAUCUCCACUACUGUUGUUAUUAACUUUUAGACAUAGUAAUAAAUAUAAUAAAGGCUGUCAUAACUUCACUAAGUACCAUGUAGCCGUCCAAUUAUUGCGGUACGCUCCCAAUGUUUAUACCUACCAUCAAGUUUAUUUGGCGGGAACCUCCAUUUCAACAUAACACCAAUAUUAAACAUAACAAUGGGUAUGUCUUUUUUUUUUUUUUUUUUUGAAUAACAUCGAGUGUCAAAAAUAAUAUUCUUCCCAUAUUGAAGAGCGCCAGUCGGUUUUGGUGAACACAUGAUAUGCAAACCUGACAUUUAAACAGUAUAUUAUGAAACAAGUUUGAUAAACGGAGUUUUGGCACCAGACGAAUUUUAGUUUUUAGAGUUUAAAGUUUUUAAUAAAGGAGUAACAGCAGUUUAUCAGCAUGUUGCAUAAUGUUUAGAUCCUUUUUUUUUUUCAAAAUAGCACAAAUAUAUUCACAUCAUGAGAGAAUGUGCCAGCACAGUGUUAACGUAGUUGUUGUGUUGUCUAUUUCAGAAAGAUGGAGAGCAAUAAAACCUCAUUAGCAUGGAUUUUAUUGUAAAAUUCUUUCUUUUUAUCGAGUGCGGAUGGACCACUGGGGUUUAGGUUGAUUUAGGAGUUAUCCAACACAAAAUAUGAUAUGGGCAAGAAACUCAUAAAAAAGAAAGAAUUUACGAAGGCUCACGACAGUCCAGUCCGAACGAUGGUUUGGAGUCACAAUGACAGUUGGAUGGUAACUGGAGAUCAUGCUGGUUACGUAAAAUAUUGGCAGUCGAAUAUGAACAAUGUGAAAAUGUUCCAGGCUCAUAAGGAGGCCCUACGCGGCAUAAGCUUCAGCCCUUUGAACACGAAAUUCGUAACAUGUUCCGACGAUGGAACCCUUCGAAUCUGGGACUUUUUCCGCUACCAGGAGGAGAAAGUACUUAGAGGUCAUGGAGCCGAUGUAAAAUGUGUCCAUUGGCAUCCUCAAAAAGGUCUCAUUAUAUCUGGCAGCAAAGAUAAUCAACAGCCAAUCAAGCUUUGGGAUCCCAAAACUGGUCAAUCUUUGGCAACUUUGCAUGCGCAUAAAUCUACGGUAAUGGAUUUGAAAUGGAACGACAACGGAAAUUGGUUAAUAACAGCAUCUCGAGAUCAUUUAUUAAAGCUGUUUGAUUUGAGGAAUCUUAGUCAGGAGGUUCAAACAUUUAGGGGACACAAAAAGGAAGCGUCAAGUGUUGCUUGGCAUCCUGUGCAUGAAGGUUUGUUUGCCAGUGGCGGCUCUGACGGGGCUAUAAUGUUUUGGCAUGUGGGUGCCGACAAAGAGGUGGGCGCAAUCGAACAGGCCCACGACAGUAUAGUGUGGACUCUUGCAUGGCAUCCUUUAGGUCAUAUACUCUGCUCUGGUUCUAACGACCAUACAAGUAAAUUUUGGACCCGAAAUAGACCAGGCGAUCAAAUGCGAGACAAGUAUAACCUCAAUACUCUUCCAGCUGGAAUAGCUGGUUUGGAAGAUAUUGAUGUAGGAGACGAACCGACAGCAGUGAUUCCUGGUAUGGGGCCCGAGGAUAAAGUCGAGCUAACGGCGUUAAUAGGGGAUGAAAAUACCGCUAUUCCAGGUUUGGACCUCGAUUCCGGAUUGUUAAAUAAUGAAGAGAAAGUCAAACCAAAAAAAGUUCCGUUUAGUAAGCCAAUCCCAAGGAACUUCCAAGCCCAAUGGAAUGAAACAGAUGAUGGAAUUAACGAUGUUCUGACGAAAAUUGUAGAAAACACACCGGGUGUUGUGCCUUUGGAGAAGAUAGCACCAAAUGCCAUAAUAAUUUAUGGAAAGCUUAUUCCAGUUGAACCUGGAUCUAAACUAGAAAAAGCUAUUUCUGAAGGACCAGAGGUGUUGCAAAAAUUUAUUGACUCCGGCGAAAUUGAAGAAUUGCACGACGUAAUGCCCAUUAGGGAUCAAGAUGAAGAACAGUAUUUAAAUGAUGACAAUGGUGAUCACGGCAACAUGGACGUUGAUCCAAAUGCUGCGUAUUAUGAUGAGGAUCUAAGAAAUUUAGACCAAGACAUGAGGGGAAACUUUAAUCAUGUAAAUAAUCAACAAGAUAGCGACAUGAGAAUGUUUGGCGAUAUGGACUUCAGAAAAGAAAUGGAUUUCCGAAACAGCAGAGACUUUGAUAUGAGAAAUCAAAACAAUCUAAUGGGCGAUGAAGAUUUUAGAUAUGAUGAUUACGGAGACAAUGAUUUCAGAAACAAUGGUUUUGAAGAAGAAGGGGAUUAUGGUGAUGAUUAUUACAAUGAAGAUUGGUCUCGCGGCAAUUCGAACUUUUCCAAUUUCCGUGGAUCUGGCGGAUUCAAUCAAAAUUUCAGAAAUAGAUCGACACUGGACUUCAUUCCCCCAUCGGGUUCUAAUUAUAACAAUAGCCAAGAGGAUAAUUGGAAACCACCAGCGCAAGAGUUCAGGGGCAGGGGCAGGGGCAGGGGUGGUCCUAGAGGCGGUCGCGGGUCAAGAGGAAAUCGAAGAGGACGAAGUUCCGCUCCCAGAGGCGGGCGUGGCAGGGGCUCUCGAGGUAGGCCGCCGUGAGUUAGUGAAGUGAAAAACAAACUGCGACAACUAAAUAAAAUUCAAAUUGCAUUGCAAGUGACGUUUGUUCCAUUAUUUUUUAUUUUAAGUAGCUAUGUAAUUAUUGUUUACAAUUUGAUGUAUUAACAUUACAAUGAAUUAAUAUUGUUUAAUUUUUCAAUAUACCAUCGAUGUGUUAUAUAGGACACCAGCUUUUCUUACAACAAUUUAGUGGAUGCUCUCAGCUGCUUAAUUGAAAUUAAUUGG
Molecule: messenger RNA, 4081 nt
Organism: Cylas formicarius (sweet potato weevil)
Lineage: Eukaryota; Metazoa; Arthropoda; Insecta; Coleoptera; Brentidae
Gene: Wdr33
Product: pre-mRNA 3' end processing protein WDR33
Exons: 12
Coding region: 1922-3835 (637 amino acids)
Cellular component (GO): mRNA cleavage and polyadenylation specificity factor complex
Molecular function (GO): protein binding
Source: RefSeq, a predicted model, not a curated record